GGGGUGUCUGUGGGGUGACUUUGGGGCGUCCCUGGGCUGUCCCUGGGUGUCCAUGAUCGUGGCUGUCCCACAGGUUCCUGGGUGGAGCUGCAGAUGAACGGCAACGGCAACAGCAACGAGAACGGCAGCGGCAAGAACGGGGGCCUGGAGCACGUGCCCUCCUCCUCCUCCAUCCACAAUGGGGACAUGGAGAAAAUCCUGCUGGAUGCCCAGCACGAGUCAGGACAGAGCAGCUCAAGAGGUAGUUCCCACUGUGACAGCCCGUCACCUCAAGAUGAUGGACAGAUAACUUUUGAUGUGGAAAUGCACACAAGUAAAGACAGUAGUUCUCAGUCCGAAGAAGAAGCAGUAGAAGGAGAGAAAGAAUUGGAAGUUUUGAAGAAAAGUGCAGACUGGGUGUCAGACUGGUCAAGUAGGCCUGAAAACAUUCCUCCCAAGGAAUUCCAUUUCAGACAUCCCAAACGUUCAGUGUCUCUAAGUAUGAGAAAAAGUGGAGCAAUGAAAAAAGGUGGCAUUUUCUCUGCAGAAUUUCUUAAGGUUUUCAUUCCAUCUCUGUUCAUAUCUCAUGUUUUGGCUCUGGGACUAGGCAUCUACAUUGGGAAACGCCUGACCACACCUUCAGCCAGCACCUAUUGAACACAGAGUGCAAACCUGGACCCCCAUCACCUGUGGAGGUGUUACUGUCUCAUUUAUACAUUUGACUUGAGACCAUUCUAAGCAUGACCCUGACUUCACCCUUUCCUUCCAUAUCCAGGUUUUUGCUAACUCUGGAAUUCAGUAUUGUGUUGGAACUCUGUUGAGGUGUUUUUGGCUAUCCACAUUUUUCCCUCUCUCCCAUUCCCCUGCCUCUUGGCCUGCAAGACACGUCAGAGUUGCUGGAUGGAGUUUACAACUGUCUCUAUGUUGCAAGGGCUUCUCUCAAUGCAAAAUGCCACCAGCAAGUUUAAUUUUAUCAGUGAUGCUGUUGCCUCCUUAGUGCAACCUGACUUCAGUUGCAGUUGUGCAUGGUCUAAUGUUGACUGCAUGGUGGUGGUAAAAGAGUCUCUUUGGAAGAAAAUUACUGGUUGGAGUGGAAAAGAGUUUUUCUUUUGUAAAAAAGAAGCUGGGUAUGGAAUAAAGUAAGAAAUCACUGGCAAUAAAGAUCCAGUUUAAAUCAGCUUUUUUGGGGGGAAUUUACUUGGCCCCUGGUAUUGGCUAACAAACACCAUUUGAAUUGCAGGAGGCAAAGACUGCAGAAAUUUUAAAGUAGGAUAACUAAAUCCAUCAGCAUAUUUUAAUACUAGGUAAUUGUUGUAGUCUUGUCUUUUCUAUGAAGUCAGCUCCUUAUUCCUUGUAGGAAAACCUGUCUGAUACCUAGGAAAUAUUAGAAAAAUUGCAUUGUUUGCAUGUGAAGAAGCUUUUUUUUUUCUUUACCUGUUUUUCUUUAGGGAAAAUUUUCAAUGUGGAAUUUUCCUUUUCAAAGUAGUUCUAAAUUAAGGAAAAACCCAACAGCUGUAGUGUAGGUAGGCUGUGUGUAAAAGGAGAUUCUUCUGUUUGUUGUGGAACCAUUUACAGCUCCGAGGAUCUGAGUUUCAGCAGGAAAAGCUUUUGACUCAUCCUUAAGGGGGACAAUCUUGCAGGUGCAUAAAGGUUCAGAAGUUGGAAAAGCUCUGAAAUGUCUUCUGCAAAUGAAUUUUCAAUAUUCCUCUCUCUCAUUGUUUACUGUACAAUCUCCUUUUUGGGGAUACUUGGAAGCUGAAAGUCACUUGUGAUGUCUCAUGUUAGGGUAGAUUUCUCACUGAUGUUGUUGAACUUUUAUCUUAGGGAACAUUAAGCCUUGUCCUCCUUCAGUGACACUUCUUUUCAAAAUGUGAAGCUUUAGUACCAAAUUGUUACAAAGCAUCAGGACAGUCAUGUCCUUAAAUAGAUUUUAUUGGAUUUCAGAACAUGUAGCAUGAACUCUGAAGGAUAGAAUACUGUUUUUAU
Messenger RNA from Ficedula albicollis (Collared flycatcher), 1965 nucleotides. It is a transcript of the gene BNIP3L, whose product is annotated as BCL2/adenovirus E1B 19kDa interacting protein 3-like. Bases 94 to 636 code for a protein of 180 amino acids. The record is from RefSeq and is a predicted model, not a curated record. Gene Ontology annotation, biological process: positive regulation of apoptotic process; mitochondrial outer membrane permeabilization; defense response to virus. Gene Ontology annotation, cellular component: nucleus; mitochondrial envelope; mitochondrial outer membrane. The transcript is spliced from 5 exons. NCBI's taxonomy places the organism in Eukaryota, Metazoa, Chordata, Aves, Passeriformes, Muscicapidae.